Molecule: messenger RNA, 2345 nt
Organism: Annulohypoxylon maeteangense
Lineage: Eukaryota; Fungi; Ascomycota; Sordariomycetes; Xylariales; Hypoxylaceae
Product: FMN-dependent dehydrogenase-domain-containing protein
Exons: 3
Coding region: 555-2090 (511 amino acids)
Molecular function (GO): oxidoreductase activity
Source: RefSeq, a predicted model, not a curated record
GGGAAGACAGAUUGGGGUGCUUUGAUAUGUAGGCGACUUGUUGAUGUAUGAACCAGGAUUAUAGAUCUCCGAUGCGUUCUCCGAGGAUUGAUUGUACUGCGGUUUGUAUGAGAUAUACAUAGUAAAGCUUCUUCACUCCUUUGAGCUUGAUAAAGCUUGUUAGACCUAUAGCACUAAUGCAUCAGCAACGGCAAACUUACAGCACUAGUGGCAAAUAAUCUGCUUCCGUUUAUUAAUAAAAUUCGUAUAAAUAUAGGUAUUCGGUAUAUCGUAGGCACUUAUCAUCGGAAUGAGACAUCGUGAGAUGCCAACGCGGGGAAGCGGACACCCCGGAUCGAUAGGCGUGUGGGGAAGGCGGCAAUGCUUCUCCACGUUUCGGUAAUCAUUCCGCCGACUUCUAAGGGCGUAUAUAAGAGAUCGAUAUAGGUAUAUAAAUCUCUAAACCCUAGGUACCCACCGCAUACAUAGGCCGGCUUUCACAUUUAGAAAUAUACUCCGAUAGAGAGCUCCCAUUCCUAGCCACAAGAAAGCUAGGCCUUAGGACGUACGUAGAUAUGGGUGUGGGAAAAGGCGACAGAUCCAUAACCGCAGCCGAAAUAUCCCAACACAACUCCCCCACCGACCUCUGGCUCGUCGUCGACAACAUAGUCUACGACCUAACCCACUUCGCGCCAGAACACCCCGGAGGCACCGCCGUCCUGCUCCAGCACGCCGGCCGCGACGCCACACCCGCGUACACGGAAGUCCACUCGCCAUCACUAAUCAAGACCUCGCUCCCGGCAUCCAGUCGGAUAGGCACACUCGACAGCACCAGCGUAACAGAAAACUGGACUAAACUCCCAGCACAAGCCCCCACGAUGUCGCCACAGAAGCCGCCAGCAAAACCGCCGUUGGAAAGUCUCCUCAACGCGCACGACUUCGAAGUCGCAGCCGAAGCAAGCUUCACUCCUAAAGCAUGGGCCUUCGUCUCCUCCGCCGCAACAGAUUGUCUGACGAAGAACCGCAACGGGUCCGUGUACAACGACAUCAUGCUCCGCCCACGUGUGUUACGUGAUGUAGCAGACAUAGAUCUCAGCACGACGAUGUUAGGCCAGCGGAUUCGGGCGCCGGUAUUCUGCGCGCCGACGUCGAUGGGGCGGAUUUUCCACGCGGAGGGGGAGCGCGAGCUGGGGAGGGGGUGUCAGCGGGUGGGUGUUCCGCAGUGUGUUUCGACGAGCUGCUCGUUUCCGCUUGCGGAGGUUAUGGAUGCUGUUGAGGAGGAGGCGGGGGAGAUGGUUAGGAAUGGGGAGGGGGGAGGGGAAGGGGUGGUUCCGGUGUUUUUUCAGCUGUAUGUUGAUAAGGAUCGCAGGAAGUCGGAGGCGUUGCUGAAGAUGGUGAGGGAGCGUGGCGUUAAGGCUGUGUUUCUGACGAUCGAUGCCCCUGUUAUUGGGAAGAGGGAGGCGGAUGAACGUGUUAAGUCGGAUGAGAAUAUGAAGGCGCCUAUGUCUGGGGCGCAGGCUAAGAAUGAUAAAAAGGGGGGUGCGUUGGGGAGGUUGAUGGGUAAUUUUAUUGACGCGUCUAUGACUUGGGAUGAUAUCGUUUGGUUGCGGAAGCAUACCCCUGGUUUACCCAUCGUGUUGAAGGGUAUCCAGACGUCGAUGGAUGCAGUGAAGGCCAUGGAGAUUGGGGUUGACGCGAUAUAUCUUACGAACCAUGGUGGCAGGAGCUUAGACACGGUCCCUGCGACGAUAUUAGUGUUAUUGGAGCUGCAGAAAUGCUGCCCACAAGUUUUUGAAACGAUGGAGGUGUUUAUCGACGGCGGCAUCACCAGGGGAACUGAUAUUUUUAAGGCGUUAUGUCUGGGUGCUCGGGCGGUAGGAAUUGGUCGAGGAUUUUUAUUUGGCCUAAAUUAUGGAAAGGAGGGGAUUGAACAUUUCGUCAAUAUACUCACGGAUGAGUUGAAAACUACGAUGCAGAUGUGCGGCAUCACUAGCCUUGAUCAAGUUCAUCCCGGAUUACUACAUACAGGCGCUGUCGACCAUCUGGUCCCCGGAUCAGAGGAACCUCCAUAUGCUAAAUGGAGACCCAGGUUAAGGAUCAGUAAACUAUGAAGAAAAAUAAAUAUAAGGGACAAAAAGCCAACGAAAGUACUUUGUACCAUAUACGUACCAUAUACAUAGGUACCUACCUACACAUCAAUUUACGUGCCUGCCUCCUUAAUAGGUAGGUACUUAGGUACCCGGCCUCCGUCCGUCACCUCCUGCUCCGUCAACUUUUAUACAAUAUACAACUCCCGGCAGACGCCCCACACCUCUAUAUAUUCACCUUUUUAACACCAACCGCCUGCACAAUUUUAUUUAAUCCUU